CUUAAAGUGCCGAGCUAAAAAUUCCAGUCGGGGAGGAGAUUUCAAAAUAUAUUUUGGCUGUGAUGACUGUAAUUUCCAGCUGUACACUUUUCAACUGUGACCAAGCAAAAACUGUUAAGAGAUUCUGCGCCACACAUGCCUUGAUGAACUUGCAGACGAUUGAAGACCCAAAAAGGUUCAAACUUGUAUCAGAAGUCAUAGAAUCUAGAGAUUGAGUAGAUCUUUAGCUAAGCCACAUAAACCGAGUAUGGAUUGAAUUUAACAAUAGCAUUGGAAUUGAUAGGUGAGGCGAGCGAGGGCUGGAAAGAGGGACGUCCCUGGCAGCGAGAUGCAUGUGGAUGCGUUGAGUGGAACGGAACAUACUUUUGCUCCUCUGGAAGAAGGAGAGACUUGUAAGGAUUUGAGCGGCUGUCAAGUCUUGUUUCUUCAUUAUCCUUCAUUGAAAUUGCUUCACCGGCAACAGGAUAACGUUUCCAGCCAGACCAGGUGCUUUGCUAAUUUAAAGAGCACUUCUAGCAGGUGGACUCAUCUCAUUCCUGCAGAGUGUGAGAUCAUGAGCUGCAAGCACCAUAAAUGGAUGCUUUUGUUAUGAGUUUCCAUGCUCUCUGGAGCUUAAGCGUCCAGUUGUUGAGGAAUUACAACGGAUGAAGAAUUUGCUCCAGGAUUAUAAGGAGCAUCAGGUGUCAGAAAAUUUGGAAAUCAGCCCCGCAGACAUGGAAUGCCGGGGCAGGGGUCAAGUCGAGCGCGGCCGUGAGACACACCAAAUCCUGCAGGGUACACCUUUAGACCUGAUUGAGACUGGCAAGUCACUGAAAGUUCAGGCAGAGCGUCCCCAUCUGGUCAGUUUGGGAAGUGGACGUUUGAGCACAGCAAUCACUUUACUGCCACUGCAGGAAGGGAGGACCACACUGGGCAGCGGAGGCACAGACAUUGCUCUACAGGGCGCUGGCAUUAAGACUCAACAUUGCUACAUUGAAAACCAGGCUGGGACCAUUACCCUGCAUCCAUGCGGGAACCAAUGCUCCGUAGAUGGACUCCCUAUCAACAAACCUUAUCGUCUGUCUCAAGGCUGUAUGCUGUGUUUUGGUCAGUCAACUUUUUUCCGCUUCAACCAUCCGGAAGAGGCCUUAAGGAUGAAGAACAUGCUGCCUGGAGGAAGCCAUGCUCUUAGUACAUCAAAAGCACAACAAAUUGGUUCUCCAGGCUCCAGUAGCAUCUUGAAUGGGACCCACCAUUCUUUUCCAAGCUCAAAAAUUGGCAACUCUGCAAAGGACUCACAGAAGGUGCCACCGUCCCCCAAAACAGCUCGAACGUCACUUCAUCAGCCCUCUACGUUGAAUGGGAGAAACGGCCCGGCAAAAGAAGAGAACAACAGUUUAGUGGGAAAUGCUCCACUUGUGCCUCCGCGCUCCAACGUUCCUGUGCCCCAUCCGCGGACAUCCCUGUCUGUGACCUCAAGUUGUAAUAACGACGGCCAAAGAGCACAAGGCAGUCCCAUGCUUCUCAGGAAUGUCAGGUCAGAGGUCACAUCAAGCCUCACGCUGCCUAGCAGGGGGUCCGGACAGGGUAUAAGUCACAAUUCUUCACCGGUGGCCACAUCCAGUCCUCGAGUGAGAGGUUCCCCUCUUCAGAGGAGACACCCGAGUCCCAGGCGAGAGCCGCUCCCUACCACCGACAUCCCUCAGAGGCUUCGGACUCCUGAGCCGACGGGAUCCACCAGCAUUCCUCCUCUGAGUCCUUACACGGCCCGCAGAGGGACUCCAGGAUCGCAGAGCUUGACCGUCAAACCCGUCCAGCAGAGCCCAAAGACUCACCGCAAACCUGCAGUUCCCUCUAAGGCUGAGGCCAUGAGGCUUUUGUACGGCCAGAAUCCAUCUCCCGUGACCACCUCGGACACUGGAGGCAGACAUUCAACUAACAGCCUUAUCUCAGGUACUCUGUCUGGCGCGUCUCCUGCCACGAGCCCUCGUUGCCAAAGAAAGACCUGCGAGAACACCAUCGGAUCAUCCAAUAAAGACUGUAAUUUUACGAAACCGUAUUCCCGGGAACGCAAGAACAGCAUAUCAGCCAUCAACGAUAAUGAAGAUGAGCUUUUGGAGUACCACCGCAGGCAGAGAGAGGAGAGGCUACGUGAACAGGAAAUGGAGAAGCUGGAGCGCCAGAGGCUGGAGACCAUCCUCAAUCUGUGCGCGGGAUAUAACCAUGAGGACAGCGCGGCGGAACUGGCGGAGGUAGUAAGGACUGGACUGCUAAGGGGAGGAAGAGGUGCAGGUGGAGAUAUGCAGAAGGGGAAGGAGAACGAUGAGGAGGCCCAGGCGGGGGAGUCCAGCAGCACGGAGAGCACGCAUCAAGAGUGUGAAGAGUUGUCUGCCGGUCAGGAGCACAUUUACCUGGAAGAAGAGAGGGGCAAGAUGUUGGCCAGGGUGGAUGAUCUGAGGCAAAGAGUCAGCGAGCUGGAACAGCAGCUCAAAGAGACCAAACAAGAGGUGGAGAUGGAGCAGGCUCUGUUGCAGGCCGAGAGGCAGGCAGAGCAGGAACAGGAGGAGGCUGAACGGGAGCUUAUUUCUCAGCUCCAGCUCAAACUCAGCCAGUUGAACAAAGCCACCCAGAAAGAGAAGGAGAAGGGGAGGGCUAAUGUCUCGGCAGAGCGGAAGGUCCUGGAAAAGCAGAGGAAUGAGUACAAUGAGCUGAAGAGGCAGUUUGAUAAGUGCCCCUUGUCUCUAAGGGAACAGUUACAGGAGCAGCUCAGCAGGAAAGCUGAAGCUCUGGAAGCUGGCACAAAGCAAUUUGAGGAACUGGAGUUCUGCCAAUUGGAGGAAGAAAGCAGUCUGGAAGAGAGAAAGGAGACCCAGUGCUCGCAGUUUCUUCAGGAGCAAACCGAGUAUCACUGCAGCGUGGCCAAGAGGAAGGAAAAAAUGGCAACUCUGGAUGCUCAGGUGAAGCAACUGGGCUUACAAGCUACUCACGACUGUGAAAGGAUGGCGAAAGAAAGGGCGGCUACUUUACAGCUUUUACAUAAGGAGCAGGACAAAUUAUGCGCCCUGGAGAACCGGUACCAAUCCAUGACAGGUGGCAGAAACUUCCCAAAGAGCAACGGCAAAAUGAAAGAGGAUUUACUCCAUAUCAACGAACCUGACCUUGUUUUUGAUGAUGACCUGUCUCAUAGCCAAUGUCCCUCCUCUACCUUACACAACCCUUCCCCUGAAGUGUACCCCGUUAGGCUACAGGAGGAGUACCUCAGGAUGUCUGAUGUCUAUAAGAUGUAUGGAAAGGCUUUUGUGCACCCUCCCUCUCCUUCUCCUACUGCCCUUGACUGCCUCUCCCUUGCUGGAGCUGACGCUGUGCCAUGUGAGGACUACAUCACGGUCGGGCAGUUACGCCACAUUAUUGGGGUACAGAGAUUUGAUCCUGCCUCUUCCUCAUCAAUUGCAUUAUUCCAAAUCGCUUCUACUGAUUCCGCCUUCACGUGCCACUCAGGUGGCUCUUCCUCCCUUCUCUCUGCAAAGAGCCAGCCUGAGCUGAGCGGGAAUGCAAUGCCACCUAUUAACCUCGAGCGCUGGUACCAGGACAUCAUGGCUGCAGGGGAACCUCGAUCCUGUCCCCCACCGCUGCCCGCAAAAUCUUUUUCUGCACGCAGACACGGGCAGUUGCUGAAGUCUAAAUCAGACGGUGAAGUUGGUCACACGGCACUGUGUCCUCCUGCAAACUGUGUCACAUCUGAGCCUCACUCCACUCUCACACGUGAUAAAACCUCAAAGGGGCUCCAGUUAAUGCUGAAGGAGGCACCAAACCCAUUGGACACGGACUCCAGAAUGGUGAAGAAAGACCCGUCUCCUACAGUACAUCACUCCAUCCUGCAUCAUCAGUGUCCAUCUAGCGGCAACCAAGCGUAUGACACCCUAAGCCUGGAGAGCUCCGACAGUUUGGAGACCAGCAUCUCCACCAGCAAUUCGGCAUGCACACCAGAAAGUGCUUCCGGUUUGGAGACCCAAAGAUUGGAGGAGAUGGAGAAGAUGUUGAAAGAGGCACAGCAGGAGAAAGCAAGGCUAAUUGAGCACAGGGAGAGGGAGGCGCAGACUCGACGGCAUCUGCUGGAGGAGGAGCGGAAGCGGCGCGAGGAGGCCGAGAGGAGGCUCCUGGAUGAGACGGCCCACAGGAGGAGGCUGGUGGAAGAAGAGGUGAAGAUGCGGGAGAAACACUUUUCCCAGGCUCGUCCGAUGACACGCUACCUCCCCAACCUGAAGGAGGAAUUUGACCUGCGUGCUCACGUGGAAUCGUCAGGCCACAGCAUAGACACCUGCCCCUUUGUGAUCCUCACAGAGAAGAUGUGCAAGGGUCACUUGGUCAAGAUGGGCGGCAAAAUCAAAUCGUGGAAAAAACGCUGGUUCGUUUUCGAUCGUCUCAAGAGGAACUUCUGCUACUACGUGGACAAGCAUGAGACGAAACUGAAAGGACUCAUUUACUUCCAGGCCAUUGAGGAGGUUUAUUAUGAUCACCUUCGGAUUGCUACCAAGAGCCCCAACCCGUCUCUGACCUUCUGCGUGAAGACUCACGACCGCCUUUACUACAUGGUGGCGCCUUCCCCGGAGGCCAUGCGGAUCUGGAUGGAUGUCAUAGUAACGGGCGCCGAGGGCUACACGCAAUUCAUGAGCUGAGGGACCUUGCGGAAGGAUGACAGAGGGCGUCAAGCCGGGAAGCAGGCCCGUUGAAGACAGAAGGUGAAAUGGAUGUCACGUUGCGAAAGCCAAGGACGUCGGUGAAGGCCUGGCGAGCCGCUAAAGGCUUUAAGACCUGUUAGAAGUACUCCAAAAGAAUUCAUGAGGGCGUUUGGCUCCGUCUUUACGUUUCCUUAUUGAGACAUUUUAACGCUGUUUUAUAAAAGAACAUUUUAAGAACAUCAGCCUUUUGAUUGCAGUAUCAUUCUUAAUGCUUUCUUUCUUUUUUAAUACAUAUAUAUCUUUUUGUAUUUUUGCUUGUGCUACUUUUAAUCAAUUUAAACCCUACCAACUAAAGGGAAAGUGGUAAAUAUAUAUAACUGUAUAUAUAUUUUUCAAUGUUUCUUAACCAUUUGCAUCUUGCUGCCAAAUAAUUUGUUGUUUAAUCUUUAUAUUGCAGCUUUGAUGUCAGGUGGAUGAAAAAAAUAUGACAAAAUAACAUGUCGGCAUUCUACAUACUAGAAUUUAUAAAUAUGAAAAAUACAGAUUUUAAAGUCUCAUGUAAUCGUAAAUCUUAAAUAUGUUUUAAAAAAAACUUUAAAUAAAAAUAUAUGGUGCUUCAUUUAUGGUCUUUUGUUGCUCUUUUUUACAAACUAGUUGUUUACGAUCAUGUCUCUAUUAAUAACCUAAAGCAAUUUAAUGAGUUCCUUUUAUUCAAGCACACAAAAAUGUAAAUCUCCAUUCCAAUUUCUCGAUUUGCAUAAGAAAAAUGAGGUUAUUUAAUUUGUUAACUGGUUUGUUCCCUCUGCUGUUGUCGAGUUAUUGACCUUGUGAAUUGAAUCAAAGAAGUUCAUAAUUCACUGAUAAGACUUAAAGGAUGCUUUAAGACAAAAGAAACUUCAAUUAAGCUAACGUGCAUGAUUCAAUAGCUAGU
Molecule: messenger RNA, 5589 nt
Organism: Corythoichthys intestinalis (scribbled pipefish)
Lineage: Eukaryota; Metazoa; Chordata; Actinopteri; Syngnathiformes; Syngnathidae
Gene: phldb1a
Product: pleckstrin homology-like domain, family B, member 1a
Exons: 26
Coding region: 645-4655 (1336 amino acids)
Biological process (GO): regulation of microtubule cytoskeleton organization
Cellular component (GO): basal cortex
Molecular function (GO): protein binding
Source: RefSeq, a predicted model, not a curated record